AUGGCGAAAUAUUGUUUGAGUAAGUUUUUCUAUUGAAGUUUUUCAUAAGAAUAAAUUAUUCAGAAAAAGCUAGCAAGCGCCAGAGUUGUGCUAAACGAUACAAAAUCGAAAAAAAGGUACGGGAUCAUAAUCGCAAAGUGAAGAAAGAUGCCAAAAAAUCGGGUUGAGUUGAUGUCAGAAAUUUCUUUUAUAUGUUGAUAUUUUCAGGUCAAGCGAAGAAAAUCCGAGAAAAAACAAUUAGUGUGCCGAACUCAUGUCCUUUCAAGGAGGAUAUAUUAAUUCAAGCUGAACAGGAAAGGGAGAAGAUUAAAGCCAGACAAGAAGCUGCAAAGGUUAAUUCACUGCUUUUCGAACAUCAUGUCGCUAUGCGUUUUUUUUUUCUAGGAAGCCGCGAAAGCAGCUCGAGGAGAGAAACGCAAAGCAGGAGUUGUGAGCACGAUCGAAGAGCUUGGAGCGAAAGCAGCAAAGCAGGUAGUUGAUCCGAACAUGAGAGAAAAUGACUUUUUUUUUUUAGGGAAAGGACUUUGAGAACAAAAAAUCUAAUGAAACAGAUGAAAAAAUUGACACGAUGAGUGACAAAACAAUCAAAGUUUAUGCGAAUGAGGUGCGAAAAACUAUAGAGAUGGCAGAUGUUAUCAUCGAGGUUUUGGUUGCAAAAUGAAGGCUGAACUGUACUUUUUGAAUAGGUUUUGGAUGCGCGGGACCCUCUCGGAAGUCGCAGUCGGUCUGUUGAAGAACAGGUCAUCAACGGCGGCAAACGUCUUAUUUUGUUGUUGAACAAGGUAUGUAGAAAGCUUCGACUUUUAAGAAUCUUUCCGUUAUCAAAAAUUUUUCACCGUUGCAAGUAGGAAAAAAAAAAGUUUAUAAGAAGGAGGGAAGCGUUUUCUGUUUCAACUGUUAAUCAAACUCUGAAAAAUAUUCUGUCAGGUUUUUAGUCUGUUCUAUACGAAAGCUUUUUUUUACAAUUCGACUUCUGUUAAAAAGGGUUUUUACAACCGUUAUUUUGGACGCUGUUCACUAUGAAUUUUUUGAAUUUUCUAUUUUUUUUUCUAUGAGAGUUAGAGGCAAUUUUAAAACAAAUUAUCUUCCCCUCAUUAUCAAAGAGUUUAGAUUGAUCUUGUACCUCGAGAAAACGUGCAGAACUGGCUCAAGUAUCUUCGUGGACAGUCGCCAGCGAUUGCUUUCAAAGCCAGCACGCAGGACCAAAAAACCAAUCUCGUUCGUAUUGAUCUGAUUUUCGUUUAUGUCAGUUUCUGUUUUCAGGGCCGCUUCAACAGUGCCACUCUGAACAACACAGCGACGGGAAAAUGCGUCGGAGCAGAUAUUGUCAUGAAAAUCUUGGCCAAUUACUGCCGAAACAAGGACAUCAAGACUUCGAUUCGUGUCGGAGUCGUCGGUUUGUAUGAAAGGUGGAUAGAAAUUAUAGUUAUUCUCUGAAAGGUUUCCCAAAUGUCGGAAAAAGCAGCGUCAUCAACAGCUUGAAACGUCGUCGCGCAUGCAACGUAGGCGCGAUGCCAGGCAUCACCAAGUUUAUUCUGAUCGCUUCCAAAGUCCUUAUAUUUUCAAUUCAAGAGAACUUCAAGAGGUCGAACUCGAUAAAAACAUCCGUUUGAUUGAUUCUCCCGGAGUCGUUUUAUUGAGCCAAAAGGACCUGGAUCCUAUUGAGGUAUUUCAGUCUUUUGAUUGGUUUUCUGAAAUCCGCGCUGUAUAUUUUCCAGGUUGCUUUGAAAAACGCCGUCAGCGUCGAUUCUCUCAUUGAUCCUGUCGGACCUGUUCACGCGAUCUUACGUCGCUGCAGUAAGGAGACGGUUAGAAAUUUCAAAUAUUUUUGGAAAUCUAUCGAAAUGCAGCCGUAAACAGUCGGAUGUUUCUAGUUUAUCAGCGAACCAUUUCGAAACGUUUAUCCAUUGAACAUAUUUAUUUUCUGAUUUCAAAAAUAGAUGCUCAUUAGGUGCUGAUCAAAAUCAAACUGAGCAACAAAAAAAAAACAUAAAAAAUCUCCUUCAGACGUUUUAAGAGGGCUCGAACUUUUUAAGCGGUGAAAAAUCCUCUUACUGUAAUAUUUAGAUGAUGCUUCACUACAACCUGCCGGAGUACACUUUGGUGGAACAGUUUCUGGCUCUCCUGGCGCGGAAAAUGGGGAAGUUGAAGAAAGGCGCGCGGCCGGACAUCAACGCGGCGGCCAAACACGUGCUCAACGACUGGAACACCGGAAAACUGCGAUAUUACACGCAUCCGCCAGAGUCUCCCUCGUACUUUUCUCGGUUUCCACAUUUCGAAAUGAUUCUUCGUUCAGGGCAAACGAGGUGAUUGUUCCUGCUGAGAUUGUCUCGCAGUUCAGUAAGGAGUUUGACCUCGACGACAUCAACGACGAGCAGAACAAACUUGUCGAGGGUACGUUCCAAGUGUUGAGGGAUACUUGUAGUUUUUAUGAGUUUCCUUCGAAAAAAGAUAUAGUGCGUUCCGUGCGAGAAGGUUACCUUUUAAAACAACAUCAGAAAAAAUAUAGAAUCAAUACAAACUUUUUCUCUCCCUAACUGCUAAUAACACAGCGAAAAACGAAGGUCUUGAAGCGAACGGCGGAUCAAAUUUGGUAUACGCCUUUCCGGCAGAAAAAAAAACGUGAAAAUUUUGAGCAGAAUGAGCUAUAUUUUACUACGCAUCAGUUCAUUGAAAUUUAUUUUUUCAUAUAUCAAUUGUCGUUAGAAAUUUUUUUGUUUUGAAUUCGUUAUUUUCUUGCGUUUUCUUAUAGCGCAUGAUUGCUGAUGAAAACAGUAUUAAAAUGAAAAAAGGAAAUUUCUGUAUAUUUCCAUUCAUUCUCUAGAUCCUUCAUUUCUGUUGCAGGACUUCCGAUGGAAGUCGAAGGAAGUAAUGCCGUGGUUGUGCAAAGUUCCGACGAUGAGAAGAGCGACGAUGAAAUGGAAGUUGACGCAGGUUGUAUUUUUGGAUCUGAAUGCGAACCUUAAGUUUCUGGACUUUUAGGUAAGAAGCAGACAGUUGAGAGCGGGAAGAAGAAGAAGCAGGCCGCCGUGGAAACAGAAAAGGCCGUUAUUCCGGAGAAGUAAGCGAUUGCCUCCUCUUUUAACGAUUCGUGACUGUUUUUUCCAGCUUGACCAUUGAUGGAAACGUUCAGCUGAAUAGGCUCAUCAAGAAGGCCGUGAAAAGGCAGAAGAAAAAGGCCCAAAAGACUUGUGAGUGUAAUUUUCUCAUUUUCGAAACAUUGUGAGAUAAUUUCUAGCUCAACGUGCUGAUAAGCUGUCUGAUGCGAUGGACUCGGUGCUCGACAAGAUGGAAGAGUAA
Molecule: messenger RNA, 3300 nt
Organism: Caenorhabditis auriculariae
Lineage: Eukaryota; Metazoa; Nematoda; Chromadorea; Rhabditida; Rhabditidae
Source: the annotation of a GenBank genome assembly